This is a messenger RNA of Gymnogyps californianus (California condor), 864 nucleotides long. RefSeq names its product transmembrane protein 61 (gene TMEM61). NCBI's taxonomy places the organism in Eukaryota, Metazoa, Chordata, Aves, Accipitriformes, Cathartidae. The record is from RefSeq and is a predicted model, not a curated record.
AUGUGGCACUGCCUCAUCUCUUUGGUUGUCAAACCAACCCCCAACCACCCUGAUAGGGACAGUGAAGGUGAUGAUAACACCUGCGGGAUCGAGCGUGCUGGGGAGCUGAGAAGGACGUGGGCUCUCUCAUGCCUUGUCUCGCUCUUCUCCCCUCCUAAAACCUCCUUCCAAAGGAUGGCAGCUGCCUCUUUCCGCUACGGCAUGACCAUCACCGGGGCCGUGCUGCUGGUGACGGGGACGCUGUGCUUUGCCUGGUGGAGCGACGGGGAUGUGGGCUCCCCGGCUGGCAGCGGGGCUCGCCUCCUGCCUCCCCGGGAAGCCGAGGCGGUUCCCAGCUCUUCCUCCAGCGCCCUGCUCCGCUCCAUCAGCUUCUUCUGCUGCGGCAUCGGCGGCAUCCUCCUCCUCUUCGGGCUCCUCUGGUCCGUGAAAGCCAACGCCAGGGUGGUCUCCCGCCGCUACCAGUACCAUUUCCCCAGGGACCUGCAGUACUUCGCCGCGGAGCCUCUGGAGAAGUGGAACUGCAGCGCCUGGGAUGCCAGCGCCAUCCCCACCUACGAAGAAGCCCUGACCUGCAGACCUGCCCACGGCGCCCCAGCCUACGUCCAUGCCCCGGGGAGGAAGGAGGAGCUCACGCCGCCCCUGUACCGCUACCUGGAGGAGGACGAGAGCUGGCAGGGCGGCCGCCGACGCAGCUUCGACAGCGCCUUGUUCCGCCCCAGCCCCUCCUGGCUGGAGACGCAGCACCCUGGGGAGCCACAGGCAACGCCUCCCCCCAGCUACGAAAACAUCAGCGUCCGUGGCGUCUGAGCUGGCGGCGGCACGGGCUGGGACUCUGCGGGUGGCUGCCCAGUCCCUCAGCUUUAA